Thermothelomyces thermophilus ATCC 42464 is the source of this 2227-nucleotide messenger RNA. RefSeq lists its product as uncharacterized. Gene Ontology annotation, biological process: regulation of exit from mitosis; maintenance of rDNA. The transcript has 2 exons. NCBI's taxonomy places the organism in Eukaryota, Fungi, Ascomycota, Sordariomycetes, Sordariales, Chaetomiaceae. The record is from RefSeq and is a predicted model, not a curated record. The coding region runs from base 259 to 1848 and encodes 529 amino acids.
AGACGUACUACGUAAACAAUGUGAGAAAGUUUGCAACAUUCAAUAUAUAGUUCGAUCGCCAACCUGGGCCGCGCAUGCUGCGCUCCAACAAAUGACAUCGUCGCCGCAACACCUUGGCUGAGUUGGUCAACAGUCGGCUGCUCGUGGCAUUUCUGGGCUGUCUUCGUGGCAUCGCGAGGCCCAGGAGAGCAGCAAACGGAAAUUUGCAGCGGCGCGCAUUCGCAAGAAGCUCAGCCAGCGUGACCACGCGGAACAAUCAUGCCUCCACGACCACAGCGCCUUGUGCGGCGCCAGCCGCUCGGCCAGAGACUUCGCGCCAUGCUCAAUCCCAUGGACUUUUACCUCUGGCUGUCCGAGGAGAUACAGACUUUCGACUGGGACUCGAAAGCCUUUGGCACCCGAUUCGGCCUGGCUGCCAACUUCGUUUUUCUGAUCGCGAGAGCAAACGCCGGCAAGACACGCGAUGCCGUUGAUGACGUGUUUGGCGAUGCGCCAGCUAAUGGCUGGUUCACCCUUUUGGCCAACUUCCUCCAAUGGACGCUGAUUUCCAUCUCGGUCCUGAACGCGUUCUACGCAAUGACGCGAUCCCGCCACUACCGACUUUUUGAGGUGAACGUCGAAGCAGCAGGACCGGGAACGCCAUCGGCGCAACGCGUCCGCGUCGAUUCUCCUCCGGCCUCAUCGACCCCCCUGCGACUUAUUCAGGAAGUCUUGAGACCCGAAACGGCCGAACAGCGGGCUCACCCCGACAGGACGCGUGACGUGUGGGAGAUGAAGGUGUGGGAUCCGUACCCGGCGACGCUGCGAAUGUUCUGCCUCUUCAGCCCUGGUCACAUUCUCAUCCACAUGCUCUUCCUCCCGCUUCCGAACCUCGAUCCGCGCCCGAGCGUUACGGUAUUCAAGUGCUUCCUUCUGCAGGUCAUUCUCUCGGCGCAGUUGCUGCUCCUGCACUCGCGCUUCUCCCAGCAAAGCAAGGACACGGCUAUUAUACACAAGGAGGUCAUGCACGAAUAUGACGUCAAAUACGUCCAUCCUCGACUCCAGCCGGUGGUCCGCGAAGUCUCGACCCAGGUAUCCAUCAGUGAUGGAAAGGUUGACCAAGAAGAAAUCACGGUGGGCACACCGACAACAGUGAUUCGGCGCUCUUUUCAGACACAUCCGAAUCCGAGCUACGCCCGCUACGUCAACUCGGAUGCCGGGCAAUCCACGCCAACCAGGACGACCAUGUCACCCCAGCUAAGGCCAGCCACGCCGUCGAAUCCCUUCACCCCCGCGGCCAAGCCAAGGACCUCCGUGCUCCCGUCUUUUGCUGCCCAGGUACAGCAGCAACGACAAUCCUCUCUUCGGAAUAGCCUCCCGUCUGUUGCAUCCACGACAGACGCCAGCGACCCGCCUCCAGCCCCCUUCUCAGCCGCCAAACCCAGCGCCUCGGCCGGCACGAGCACCGGGGUGAACUUCAACGUGGCCGCAAACUCGGGCUACGGAGGUAGCAUGGGCGUGUUUACGCACAUGAACUCCCCGCUAAAGAAGGCGACCAGUCUCGGCGACAUGAACGGCGGCUACCCGUCGCCGCGCAACAACCGCGAGAUGGCGGCGCUCGAGCAGCGCGACCUGGCCGAGCGCAUGGUCCGGCAGAGCAGCCCGUCCAAGGAGCACCGGCGCCCAACAGGCACGGGGACGGGAGCCGCCCAGCUAGAGCAGGGUCAGGGUCAGGGUCAGGCCCAGGGCCAGGGCCAGAGCCAGGGCCAAAGUUUGAGCGCUAGUAGCUUUAUGCAUUCUCCGGAGAAGUUGGCUAGGGCAAGGGCGAACCGCUGGACGCAGGAGAGGUUUCCCACGAGAUAUGUUUGAAACAGUACGGGGAGGGGACUUCAGAAGGGUGCCAGCUGGUGGGCAAGCCUCGCUUGUCUGUCUGUACAUACCAUAGAAGGCUGAUAUCAUAAUCGCUUCGGCGAAGGGUAUCGGGAGGGGUGCAUUGUGCUUCAUAUCGUAGCAUUUUUUGGGGAGUUUUGGAGUUAUCGUUCUGGAGUUCUCGGGCGGGAUAAACAUGUGGUUGCUUCCACCCGUUCUGGCCAUGGUACUUUCGAAUCUUACUUUCUGUGCUUGGCACACCCAUCAUCCGGUGAUUGACAUAUCCAUGACUGCGUGAUUGGCCUCAACUUUACUGCGUACUUUCGGGAGGAGAAGACGGUGAGACAACAAAAAGAAGGAUUUAUUAGGUUGCUGGGGG